GUACUUCAAAAAUACACUUUUAUCUCAACAAAAUUUCCAGUUCUUUUAUAUCACCUCACGACACUCACUAUGUCCUUCUUUUAAUACCAACUUCCCAUAUCCAAAAACCAAACAUCAAAAUGAAGACUACUAUCUUCUCCUCCACUAUCGCCAUUUUCGCUACUUUGGCGACUGCCCUUCCCGCCACAGCCCCGGCUGACCCCGCAGUUACCCCCGGCGCAGGCAUUACCACCCGCGACCACGUCAAGCAAGUGAUAAGCUCCAGUGCCGUGGUCACCAUCAACGAAGAUACACCCGACACCGCCCUCGGCAUUGUCGACAAAGCGAUUGUCUCUCGGGUUGACAGCAAGCAAAACUCCCAAGCGCUCCUCAAGUUUGAUUUCCCCGAAGGUCUCACUGGGUAUAAAUGCCGAUUGGCGUUCGGACACUCAACCCAGUUCGGCGGUACUGGUAAGAUCCAGGUAUUCGCCAUUGGGGACGCGAACAUUGCGGGAGCGACCUUUAAUAAGAGACCUUUCAGGGACCAGUUUAAGGCUACUUUCCGUGUUGCCGGUUGGGGUGAGGCUACGGUUGUUGAUGGUCCGGGAUUGACUUUCGAUUGCCCGUUUAUGGGAGCUAAGGCAUAUGAGGUUAUUUCUGUCGGUGAUAACAAUCAGGUUGUUUGGUAUGCGCCUUGGGGCGGAUUGAGAAUCGAUGUCUUGUAAGGUUGAAGCCAUUGUCGGGUAAGAUUUUGCUUGUACUACGGCUUUCAUGCUUUUGUCAUGUUAGCUCCUUUCUUUUCUUUCUUCAAACUAUUUUCUUUGAAGGAUUGCAUUGAAUGGUACUAGUGGGUUGGGUUUGCAUUUCGUUUUUUGGAAUUAGAGCAUUGGGUUACAAUUCUAUCGUUAUUAAGUCAUUUUCACGAGAAC
Messenger RNA from Tuber melanosporum (Perigord truffle), 908 nucleotides. RefSeq lists its product as uncharacterized. The record is from RefSeq and is a predicted model, not a curated record. Bases 120 to 704 code for a protein of 194 amino acids. NCBI's taxonomy places the organism in Eukaryota, Fungi, Ascomycota, Pezizomycetes, Pezizales, Tuberaceae. The transcript has a single exon.